GGCAACAUCAUCCCGCUGGGAAAGAGCCACACACCGAAUUGCACCGACAACACGCACGUUCUCUUUGACCUGCGCCUUUGAUUGACGUGUGUUCGCCAACAUGGUCUUUUUCGGCCUCGGCGGCCUCCUCCAAUUCUCUGUACUCCUCAUAAACGCCAUUGCAAUCCUCUCCGAAGACCGCUUCCUCGCGCGCAUCGGAUGGACAUCCUCGGCGGACCCGGGCUUCGGCGGCCAGCGUGACGAUGGGAUAAAAGCACGGCUGGUCAACCUCGUGUCCUCGGUUCGAACCUUGAUGCGGAUACCACUCAUGUUUAUCAACACUGCCAUGAUCAUAUACCUCCUUAUAUUUGGAUGAACGCGGCUCGACCGCAGAACGACGCCUGUUCACGCGUCCGGCUCGCAUCCAAAAAUGGGAGGGACCUGCGCGUGGGGAGGCAGAAACGUACGCAUACUGAAACUGUUGCGUCCAGAAAAGCGGAUAUGUGGCAGGGAAGGGGCACGUCUCGGAAGGAACUGGACGAUAGGGGCAGCGGGUACGGUAGAACGAUAGCGCAUCACUACCGGCGCUGUGGACGCGACAUUGCAGUCCAAGACAGCGGUGUUGCGUGUGGAACGCGCAGCAAGCUUAUGAAUGAUAAUCAAGCCACGAGCAUGAAUGUAUGGAAUUGGAAGCGUUGACAAGAAGCCAUGCGGCAUUGCUCUCCCAC
Messenger RNA from Paraphaeosphaeria sporulosa, 707 nucleotides. RefSeq names its product Yos1-like protein. The record is from RefSeq and is a predicted model, not a curated record. Gene Ontology annotation, cellular component: endoplasmic reticulum membrane; COPII-coated ER to Golgi transport vesicle; Golgi membrane. The coding region runs from base 101 to 355 and encodes 84 amino acids. The transcript has 4 exons. Gene Ontology annotation, biological process: endoplasmic reticulum to Golgi vesicle-mediated transport. NCBI's taxonomy places the organism in Eukaryota, Fungi, Ascomycota, Dothideomycetes, Pleosporales, Didymosphaeriaceae.